CACAUGUUGACCUGCCCCCGGUCCAGUGAUGCACAGGAAGCCUCUCCUACAGUAGAGGUAAACACGCGUGGGUACUGUGGGUGAUAAUAUACAGUUUAAUGGGAAAGUGUAUAUUAAGAAAUCUAACGUGUAAUGUAACUUCAUUUUGAAUACAGUUUACACCCUGUGUGUUCACAUAGGGAUAUGGUAAUGGGUAGAGUUGGGGGGUGGGGGAUAUUGACAUAAUAAAAACCUAACAAAAGAUUACAUUUGCAACGUAUAUCUAUUUUACUGCUGUCAGUCUGCUAAGCUACAGCCAAUUACGAAGUGCUCAAUAGUAUAAUUAUUUGGUUAUUUCAGAUCAUUCAAAACUGAUAUCAUAUUGAUUUGAUGGGAGCUGAGAAAUUGCCAGGAAGCUCUUUUACACAUAUGUGCAAAAAAGACACACAGGGUUUGACAGUAAGCUUGCACCCUAAGAUCAAAUAAUAUUUCGAUUUGAAAGCCACAGGUGAAUUGUAUAUUUAUAUGCUUCAGAGCAUUCUUUCAUGUUUGUGUUGCUUGAUAUCACUGCCUUUUAUUAUAUAAUUCUGUGAUUUUAAUUAUAAUACUAACCAAAAAAAAAAAGUAAUUUAUUUUGCACACCUAGAUUGUGGAAAUUAAUUCUGAAUACACAGGCAGGAAUUAUUUGCACUGAAUUCAGCUUCUCUUUCUCUAAUAGCUAUUGGAAAUUAACUGCUAGGGAAAAAAACUGACCGGUCAUUUGCGUCAGAACAAUUUUAUUCAUCCCAGGUACAGUGAGCACACCUGGUACAGAAACAUGCUUUAAUCUUAAUGUGCGUGAAUAUCCUGGCCAUAUCCACUAAUUAUUGACAUGUUUUUUCUAGAUAUAUACAAUCUUACAAUGCAUUUCACCCUUCAUUCAGGACUGCCAAAUUACAUACCACAAAUUAAAAUAAAAAGGAUGAUUGCAAAUAAAAAUGUUUCUAUUUUUUUUUAUUUAUUUUUUAAAUUCUGUAAAAAAAACUGCAUUUUGACAGUGGGUAUUUUGGUAUACACCAUAAGCAAUAAGUCUAUGCAUACAUUAAAGGUUUUUUUUUUUCUACAGGAUCCAAGCUUUCUUCCAGCCUGGAGAAGGAGUGAUGGCCCACAUCUCAAUCAAUCAGUAUUUACAGCUGGUACUGUGUUUUAUGUAAUUAAGUUAGCACAGCACAACAAUGCAUGUUUGCAGAAUAAGUGAAAAAUAUGAGAAGCUUCUAGUUCAGUCCUUGGUAGAGAGUGAGAUUUGUGCAGCUUUUAGUGCAUUUUAUAUUGAACCUAUUUCUCUAAGAGCUGACACCAAUCAUUCUGCUCCUGCCACUACCCAUUUGCUUAGUCUGUAAAUACGAAAGAAGCAGAGUAGAAGCUAUACCUGCCAGUCUAGAUCAGCAGCAAAUUUAACAUGAGCAUUUUUAAGACAAAGACAUUCCUAAAAACUAUUUUUUAUUUAUCUAUUGCAUUUAUACAGUUAAUAUAACCUGCAAAGUAUUUCACGUGGGUAAAAAACUUGAGGUACAUGAUACUUGUGAAAGCUGCGAUUGUCUGGUUGGUUCACAUACCAAUUUAUUUUGUUUUGGAAUUUGUUUUCUUGCAUAUCUAGGUUGAAAAUAACACCCAUAAUUUUUUGAGAAUUCUCAAAAAAAAACAUACAUAUGUGUAGUAAAUGUGACACAAAUUGUUCAUUGCUCCUGCAUUUCUUUUUGCAUUGGUCAGUCACAACGUUAAAACCACUGACAGGUGAAGUGAAUAACAUUGAUUAUAUUGUUACAAUGGCUCCUGUAAAGGAACGGGCAGUAAGUGAACAGUCAGUUCUUGAAUUAUAUGUGUUGGAAGCAGGAAAAAUGGACAAGAGAAAAGAUCUGAGUGACUUUGACAGAAGACGAUUGGGUCAGAGCAUAUCCAAAAUUGCAUUUCUUGUGUGGUGUUCCUGGUAUACAGUAGUUAUUUCCUACUAAAAGUGGUGCAAGGAAGUGGAACCGGCAUCAUUGUCAUGGGCUUCCAAGGUGCAUUAUUCAAUGUGGAGAGUGAAGGUCUAAUCACACAGAAGAGCUAUCGUAGCUUAAAUUGCUGAGAAACUUAAUGUUGGCUAUGAUAGAAAGGUGUCAGAAUACACAGUGCAUUGCAGUUUGCUACGUAUGGUGCUGUGUUGUGGUAGUCUUUUCAAAGUGCCCAUGAUGACCCCUAUUCACCACUGAAAGUGCCUUCAAUGGGGAUAUUAGCAUCAGAACUGGACCAUGGAGCAAUGCAAGAAGGUUGCCUAGCUUGACGAAUCUCAUUUUCUUUUAGAACAGGUGGAUGGCUGGGUUCAUGUGCGUCCUUUACCUAGGAAAGAAAUGACAACAGGAUGCACAAUGUACCACCUACCUAUAGGUUGUUGCAGAACAUGUACACCCCUUCAUGGUGUGACCUGAAGGCAGUGGAUUCAUUCAGCAGAGUGAUGCACCCUGCCACACUGCAAAAAAAAAUUCAGGCUGAGUUUGAGGAAUAUGACAAAGAGUUGAAGGUGUUUCCUUGGCCUUCAAAUCCCCAAAUUCUCAAUCAGAUUGAGAAUCUCUUGGAUGUGCUGGAACAACAAAUCCAAUCCAUGGAGCCCCCACCUCGUAACUUGUGGAACUUAGAAGGAUCUGCUCCUAAUGUCUUGGUUCCAGAUACCACACGGCAUAUUCAGAAAUCUUGUGGAGUCUGUGCCUCAAUGCAUCAGAGCUGUUUUGGCAGCAAGAGGCGGACCUACAUAAUAUCAGGUAGUUGGUUUUAAUGUUGUGGCUAAUCAGUUUAGGUAUACAAUUAAUAGGAAAUCUAAUUCAACACAAUGAAAGAUCAGAGAGAAAAUCGAUUAAGCCCCUUAACAAAUGUCAUUCAACGGCAUUCUGUUCAGAAAAACAAUCUUAUGUAUAGUUCUAUUUUGAAUAGCUGAUUAAAAUAACUUUAUACUGUAUACACACAUAAGUAGUGUCAGUAACUAUUUUUUGUUUAUUUUACUGGGCUGAUGUAGGUGCAAGAAGCAAUAGAUUCAAAAAAUGGAUUUGAUUGUGGAGACCUUGUUUCAUUCAGACAUCCUCAUGUUGCAAAUCCUAAACUACAGGUAUGAAAAGCUAAUUAUGAUUAUUGCAAGUGCAUAAUUUUACAUGUUCUUUGUUAUAUAACUUAAAAGGUUACUCCAAUCAAAAAACAGUGUUUUAAAGGACCACUCUAGGCACCCAGACCACUUCAGCUUAAUGAAGUGGUCUGGGUGCCAGGUCCCUCUUGGAUUAACCCUUUUUUUUUUUUUAUAAACAUAGCCGUUUCAGAGAAACGGCUAUGUUUAUAAAUGGGUUAAUCCAGCCUCUGAAGCCUCUAGUGGCUGGAAAAAAAGGUAAGAUUUAACCCUUUCCUUUCCCCAGAGCCCGGGGGAGGGGACCCUGAGGGUGAGAGCACCUGCAGGGCACUAGAGUGCCAGGAAAACGAGUAUGUUUCUGCAGGCUUUUUAAUGUAAAUACUGUAGCAAUGUCAUUCAGUGACUCCACGCUCUGCAUUGAGGUUUUAGAUGUUUCUUAUAGAGAUGCAUUGAUUCAGUUUAUUGGCAAAAUUCUGGCAAUCACAAAAACUUGGGUACAUGACUCGCAGGGGAGAGAAAAUAAAAUGUGUAAUUUGUCUUUUGUCAAAUGUCUUUUGCGAAUAAAAAUCUGAUUUAUAAAAAUAAAUAAAUAGAAAAAGCCACAUUGGUGUAGAGCCUUAUGUUGUGUGAUGGGACAUCACAGUGCAAUAGAUAUUUGUUUAUAACACAAUUUGUCUUCUGUAUCAUGCAGUCUUUGCUAUAGAACAUGUAUAGGGGUUUAUUUGUGCCUUAAUAGUUAAUGUCUCUCAUAGUUUCCUUUUUUUUUUUUUUUUACUUGUUCUGUUUGUUAGCUAUCUGCACCAGAGGAGAAGUGCCAGCAGGUGUUGGAACCCCCUUAUGAUGAAAUGUUCGCAGCUCACUUAAGGUAAAUAUGUUUUUAAAAUAGUAUUGUUAUAAAUACUUUGACUGUGUUUGUAGAAGGGAUACAUAGUUAAUGUAAUUUGAAUGGUGGAAAUAAUUUUGAAUUUAAUGCAUGUAUGCCCUUCGAUGUGUUUAAAGCGGAAGAUUGUUCACAGUCACACAGCUUCUAAAUUAAAAGUGUAGUACUACUGAAAACUUUAAACAAACCAGCUCAUUCAAACAAUUGCACAGGAGCAUGAGAAGUUAUGAGCUUUGUCAUGAAAAGCUAUAAUCAAGCACAUUUAGGUUGGGUAUGGUACAAAUCACAUGAAGGUGCGUAGAUUAAUCUAAAUUACCAUUUAAAUUUUAUUUAUAGCUUGUUCCUCAAAGAAGUUAUUAUGCUUUUCUAUAUAACUAGACUUCAUAUUGCAGAGUUUAAUCUUGGAGAUGCUCUGCUUGGUGGAAGGCUUUGUAGACAGAAAUGUUUAUUUAGGUAGUGCAGUAAGGUACUGCUUUCUGAGUUUCCGUUUCGGCACUCGUGUAUUGCACAGGGAGCCUGUUUGCGCACAAGAAAAUGUAUUGGUAUAGGCAAUUUGUUAAUCUGUUAGUCUAUUUUCUCACACAUUUGGGAUUAAGCACGUCAAGAAAGUAAUUUAAAAAAAAAAAAAAGUUUUAAAAGUGUAGCCAUUAACAGGACUGUGUAGUUGGUAUCCAUGGUUUGUGCUUUAUUUUUACACCAUUGCACACCAUUGUUUCACAUACGAAAACAAUAUAUACUUCUAAAGUACACCUUAAUUCAACGUGGGAGGCAUGCUGCAGCAUUUUAUCACAAUGUGCCAUUCAUAGGAACACUUCAAGCACCAUAAGACACAAAAAUAAGUAAUCUUUCAACAUAAAUAAAUGUUAAUUAUGUCUAAUUUAGUGUUACAGUUGAAUACAUGAUUAAUUCCAUUAUAACCAUGUGAUUUAUUUUUUCUUUUCAAGGUGCACUUAUGCUGUCUCCAAUCAUGAUUUUAUUGAAGCAUACAAAUGCCAGACCGUUGUGGUUCAAUAUCCUUUUCUGUGUACAAACUGGAUACCAAAUCAAUAUUAAAUAUAAGUUACCUUGAUGGGAAAAUUAUACUUACUGUGCUAGAUUAAAGCUUUAGUUCAGUCUGUGCUUGUCUCUUAAAGGACAUAUUGAGGAAGAAAAUGUAAACUGCUAGCCAGAUAAAAUUGUGAAUUAUUUGCAUUACUAUGCAUUUAUUAUAUUAUUAUCAUUAGUUAUAUUUUUCACAUGCUUAUGCUUGGAGCUUCAUGGUGACAAAUUGUGGCAUGUCAAAGUUAUUAUAGGGACAAUGUUUAUUUAUAACAAUGGAGUGUUGUUACCUGUACUGUGUCUCAAUUUCCUCAUUGUAACUGUAAAGAUAAAGUAGAUACUUGCUUCUAAUCCAGCAGUGGCUCCACUCCAUCUCUGAGACAUUAUCAAUAGUGAUGAUCUCCCGGCCAAGCCAAUGGGAGGCUAGGUGCAUGCAUAGCAAUGCUCCUCAUAUGAGUAGCUAGCCACAAAGCAGUUAGAAAGUGCAUCAUCUUUGCUGUCUGACAUCCAAAGGCUUGAUAAAAGUGCAGAUUUCUCUUAAAAUCUUCAUGUUUCUAAAUAAGUUUUCUUAUAUCCUUUGUAUUUUAAUCAUUAUACUGGCCUUAAUUUUAUUAAUUUUAUUUUUUUCCUUAUGCCAGUACCUGGGUGUUUAAAUUUUCUUCUGCUCAGUCCAUACUGUCUGCUGUUUGCCCUUUGACUGAUGGAUUGUGGAUAAAUUAACUUAGCAACUGAAAUGGAACUUUAUUUACAAUCUGCCAAUUGCAAAAAUCAUGCUUCCCAUAAAAAGUAGGUGAAUUUAAAGAACCACUCCGCACCCAUAAAGCACUUCCGGUGGCUCCCAGAUUCAAAGCAAAUUUGUUAUGCCCUGCUCUAAAUUUCGAGUUAACAAAAUAUACCUCCUUUCCUUCAUAUUAACAUUAUGAUCCAGCCAUCUAGUCAUUUCAAGAACUGUUUGUACAUUACAAAACCUUUACAGCAGUUCCCUAAAGAUAACUUUUGACUACUGAAAUUUGGUGCACAUUAACUGGCUGGUAAAAUAAAUCAUAGUUUAAAGCUCCAGCUACAGUGUGUUAGAGUUGCAAGUUCGAUUCGUGACAUGUUCAAUACCAAAGCCUUUCAAUCAUUUGAAGUUCAUAAAAUGAGAACUAUUAAAUGAAAACGGGAGAAAAAUAAAGAAAUGCUAAAUAUUACAGUUGGAGGAAAUGUUAUAUUUAUUUAUAUUUCCUUAUCGCAACACAUCAUUUUUGAAAACAUUCCAGGCUCAUAAAGAAGAAAAUUGGUGAGUGCCACACAAAUGGAACCUUUAUACAGCAUGUAAGAACAUGUAUAAGGCAGUUCUACUCUUCCUCCUGUUUUUAACCGUUGUAUUCUUCUUUUUGUAUGAUGUUUCAGGGCCCUGCCUGUAAUGUAUGCAAUCACACUUGACUUGCGGAUCUUUGCUAACAGUGUAAGUAAUGUAGCAAAACGUAACUUUGUAUUCUAAAACAUGCAAUUGAAAAGGUACAUGUGACAUUUAACUUUAUUAUCGUUAAUGACCACAGUUGACAUAGGCAGAAUUUUAAUAUUAUUUGUUAUUUAUGAAUUCACCUGGAAUGUACUUUAACAACAAUUUUACUAGUGUGUGUGAUGUACUUAAUUUUACCUUAAAGUGUACCUGUCACGGUGCCCAAACAUGAAUGUUAAAUGAUAUUGCAUCUUAUUUCAGCUAUCUGUUGUACUAGCAAAUGUAUAGUUUAAAAAAAAAUAUAUAUAUAUAUUUUUUAAGGAACACUUCAAGCACUAUAACCACUUUGCACAUUGAGUGGAUUAUGUUGCAAGCUAUGCUCUCUGCCUCCCUCCCUGUCUUUGCCUAAGGGGAUGUUGCUAUAACUUAAAGGAACACUAUAGUCACCUAAAUUACUUUAGCUAAAUAAAGCAGUUUUAGUGUAUGGAUCAUUCCCCUGCAAUUUCACUGCUCAAUACACUGUCAUUUAGGAGUUAAAUCACUUUGUUUCUGUUUAUGCAGCCCUAGCCACACCCCCCCAGCUAUGAUUGACAGAGCCUGCAUGAAAAAAAAAACUGGUUUCACUUUCAAACAGAUUUAAUUUACCUUAAAUAAUUGUAUCUCAAUCUCUAAAUUGAACUUUAAUCACAUACAGGGGGCUCUUGCAGGGUCUAGCAAGCUAUUAACAUAGCAGGGGAUAAGAAAAUCUUAAUUAAACAGAACAAAAUAGGGCUCUCUUUACAGGAAGUGUUUAUGGAAGGCUGUGCAAGUCACAUGCAGGGAGGUUUGACUAGGGUUCAUAAACAAAGGGAUUUAACUCCUAAAUGGCAGAGGAUUGAGCAGUGAGGCUGCAGGGGCAUGUUCUAUACACCAAAACUGCUUCAUUAAAUGGACUGGAUCUGCUUCAUCUCAUUAAACUGGUUAUAGUGUAUGGAGUCCCCUGGUGCCAUCAUUUCUUUCAGCAUGAAACAGUUUUUAAUGUUGUAAUGUUUUAAUGCUAAACAAGAGAGCAUGGCAGUCCAUCCCCUCUGUGCUGCUUUGGCUAAUAAGGAAUUAUUACCCUGGGCAGCUGUGAUUGGCUGAGAGCGUCAGCUGACUGCUUUUAACCUGUCAGAGCUCCAACUGACGGUAUGAAUAGGUAUGACAACAAGGAAGUGUGUAAUAUCUGCCUUAGCUACACAUACAGAAGGGGCCGGACUUUGGGUGACCAGGGACUCUUAUUUUGUUGCAUACUGCACAAACAUGGUGCAACACUGAAUGGAGGGACAGUGCCAGGGCACUCCAGGCACUAUAACCAAUUCAAAGAGACAAAGUAGUUAUAGUGACUACAGUGUCCUUUUAAGCUAAAGUUGUUCAGGUGACUAUAGUGUCCCUUUAAAGUGAACCUAUAAUAAAAGAAAAUAGGGUUACGUGUUGGUGGGAGUAUGCAAUACCUUUAGUGUGACAUUUAUGGGGGUAUGGCGCUUUCAGUAGAAAACCAGAAUGGUAUAUCCAAUGUGUUUAACACUAUUUCAUUUCUCUCUAUAGGCUGAUCAGCAGCUUACUAAGAAAGGGAAAGGCAAACUUGGGGAUAUGCUGGAGAAAGCUGCAGAGCUUUUGAUGAGUUGCUUCAGAGUAUGUGCCAGUGAUACGUGAGUUUUGUUUUUGUUUGGUGUUAUUUUUUCUUUUCUUUCAGUAAUAUUUGAUGCCAUGCACAGUUGAAUGAAUUAUGCUGUGAUGUUGUACAUAAAAAACAUUCCUGGUAUUAUGUAUAGUUCAUAUACUGCAAAAAAUGUAAUCAGGUAAAUAUGUUGUUUUCUCUUGAAUUCAAAAUGAAUAGCAACAUUUAGAAUCUGAAUGCUGGGCAUGGUUUUGUAUUGUUUUAUGGGAUCCUAAUGUGCACACCAAUUUUCUGACUGGCAAUUCUUUUAUUUCCUAAUCUUUAACCAUUUACCCUAUUACUCCAAUACCACACUGUUUCCAAAGCCUUAUUGUACUAUUUAUUUCCUAACCUUUCACUCAGCUCCUAAUGUUUAUGUAAAAUGUUAAUUAUUAUAAUUAGUAUUUAUCUAGUGCCAACCUAUUCUUCAGCACUUUACACAUGUUGCCCAUCUAUGCCAUGCUGCCUUGUUAGCUUCAUGCUUGCUGCCAAACUUAUGGAAAUGGCCAAUUUGUUUGUGACAAUCAAUUUGGCAAGUAUUUAUUAGGGCCACAAUCAAAGUGACCACAUUCAAGUUGAUCACCACCCCAGGUGUGUUUCUUAUGCACAGCUCUGCAAAAGCAUGGAUAUCUGGAUGGAGCUGUAAUUUUCCUGCUCUUCUUGCUCUGCAGAGCAAGAAGAGCUGGAAAAUGAUCAGAGCAGCCCCACUUGUCCCCAGGGAAAGGAUCCACUUCAGCUCCCCCAAAGGUAAGGCUGGGUGGACUUAAAUAAGAAAAAAAAAAUAUAUAACAAUAAUAAUUUCUGAGUGAGUGUGAAAAUGUGUGUGUGUGUGUGUGUGUGUGUGUGUCUGUUUAGGUGACCAUCCCCCCUCCGAUCGCAUGAGAAAGGUGUUUUUACUCACCUUUUUCUCUGGUCUCGCCUCCAUGGCUGUGCAGUGGCGUCUCUAGGAUUAAUUUUUCGGGGGGGCACAUGGAGGGCCAGGGACAAAAGUAGGGGGGCACAUUUAACUCCGCCCUUGCCGCAGUUUGACCCCGCCCAUGUUGCAUGUUAAGCCACGCCCCCGACACAAUGUGUUUUGUUUUUUUAAUAAUACCUGGUGGAGGAUUCAUUAUUUUCCACCAGGGAUUAUUAAAAAAACAAACACAUUAUCCUUGAUACAGUGCCAUAGUUGCCAACAUUUAAAAAAAAUUUCCAAGGACAUUUUGCAGCACAGCUAUCAAUUACUGUCUGGGUAUAAUAUCCCUGUCAGUGCUCUCUGUAUAAUACAGGGUUGUGUGUAUAAUAAAUUGGGACACUCAGUGCUCCCUGUAUAGUGCUGCUCUCUGUAUAAUACAGGUCUGUUUGUGUAUAAUAUCCCAAAACAGAGAGCAGCACUAUACAGGGAGCACUGACUGUCCCGGGAUAUUAUACAGGCACAGGCCUGUAUUAUACAGAGAGCAGCACUAUACAGGAAGCACUGACUAUCCCGGGAUAUUAUAUGCACACAGAUCUGUAUUAUACAGAUAGCUGAGCAUAUACCCCAUGUCCCAAUCUCUAGACUACUAGUACCUAUCAACAGUGCAUUAGAGGCGCUGAAACGCGCGUUAGGUAGUCUAGUCAGGAGUUGCCACGAGUGAUAGGUUUUAGCAAGCGUUUACUAGUUCUAGGAAUUUGGGGGUACGUGAGGAGGGAAGGAGUUUUUGUUCGUUCAUGAUAUAUGAGUCUUUCUCUAUUUCGACAGUCUCCUCAAUUUAUGCUACAGUGGCUCUUUUGGUAACACUAUCCAGUUUAAUUAUCCCAUAUUAUAGGGGCUACUGCUACAAGUGCAAUUUAGUUCCUACUUGCACUAGAUAUUUUGUUAAUGUCUGCCACUGUGCAUAUUAGGAUUUUACCUUCUUUUACAGGAGUUGUCCAAAGUGACUCAGAGGAUUUCCUCUAUUUAUUUUUCCUUUUUCUCUCCUCUAUAUAUCCUACCCUAUGUAGUUACUAGCCUCCUUGUUUGAUCCCUGGUUUUGGAGGACAACAUAUGAUUUAUGGGGGGGCAAUGUGUGUAGAGAGUGUGUGAACAACCUCUCCCCCCCCCCCACCCCCCCCCACCCCAGCCUACCUGUCACUGGAGGAUAUUGCUGGGGGUCAGGUAGACAUCUUCUGCAGCAUGGUCUGCUGCUUUACGGUGGGGGCGUGGCUUAUCUGUGGUAGGCAGGGCUUCGUUUGGGGGCGGGGCCUGUGCCGGGGAGCCAAUCAGUGCUCCCUCCAGCCACAGACCACCCCCAGCACCUCUCUCCUGCAUUCCCUCGGGCACUAACAGACAGCUACAGUCCAAGGGAAGCCCAUGGCCAGCAAGUUGCCGGCAUUUGCAACAGCAUGAUGUAGGGGGGCCCAUGGGCCCCUCUGGCCCCCCCCUAGCGACGCCACUGUGGCUGUGAUAAUCAAUCUUGUUGAUCUUUGCUAAUCCAAUGCUUUCCCACAGGAAAGUAUUAAGAGGCAAACCGCAGCUCCAAUUAUCAUCUGUUCCUCUAUAGGGAACAUUCAGCACCUACAAGCAGAGCGUGGAGAUGCUGAAUGUAGGAAGCACCUCUAGUAGCAGCUUAUAUGCUACUAGAGGUGCUUCCUCAUCAGUGCUAGUAGCCUUUAGCUGAAAAGGCAUUGUUUACAUUGAAAAGUCUGCAGGUACAGCUUUGUUUGUUUAAAAAAACCUUUUCAGCUGGCUCCUAGAUUCAAAUCAGAUUUGUCAAGCCCUGGUAUAGGAAACUAAAGAAAAAUGGAUGGUGGAAUAUUGUUAUAAUUUCCCCUUUAAAAAACCCAAAAACCAAACCGUAUUGGGGUGUAAUGGUAAAUGUCUUAUUAAAGGGACACUAUAGUCACCAGAACAACUACAGCUUAAUGUAUUUGUUCUGAUGUGUAUAGUAUGUCCCUGCAGGCAUUGUAAUCUAAACACUGCAGCAGCUCGUUCAACACCUCCAAUGGCUCUGCAUAAAGGUGUUGAACUUUCCUAUAUGGAUGUAUUGAUUCAAUGGAUCUCUAUGAGGAAAUGCUAAUUGUCACAGCAUAUUGCAGCGCAUGCGCAAUAGCCUCCCAAUGCUUUUCUAUGAUCUCAGCCAAGAAGGCGGGGCCAGCCACAAAGAGACGUGCCUUUUCUGAAAGAGAGUGCUUGUCAACUGUGCUGCCAUUAUGUGAAUCCUAUGUGUUGUCUUGAUAUGGAAAUGUAAAAAUAUAUACAUAUAUAUUGGUUUGUUUGUUAUUUUUGUUCACCCCACCAUUAAAAGACCACUAUAGGCACCCAGACCACUUCAGCUUAAAGGACCACUCUAGGCACCCAGACCACUUCAGCUUAAUGAAUUGGUCUGGGUGCCUGGUCCAACUAGGUUAACCCAUUUUUUUUUAUAAACAUAGCAGUUUCAGAGAAACUGCUAUGUUUAUAAAUGGGUUAAGCCUUCCCCCAAUUCCUCUAGUGGCUGUCUCAUUGACAGCCGCUAGAGGCGCUUGCGUGAUUCUCACUGUGAAAAUCACAGUGAGAGCAUGCAAGCGUCCAUAGGAAAGCAUUAAUAAUGCUUUCCUAGGCGACCAGCUGAAUGCGCGCGCAGCUAGCCGACGAGGAGGAACGGAAGAGGAUCGGAGGUAAAGAGCUCCCCGCCCAGCGCUGGAAAAAGGUAAGUUUUACCCCUUUUCCCCUUUCCAGAGCCGGGCGGGAGAGGGUCCCUGAGGUUGGGGGCACCCUCAGGGCACUAUAGUGCCAGGAAAACGAGUAUGUUUUCCUGGCACUAUAGUGGUCCUUUAAUGAAGUGAUCUGGGUGCCUGGUCCAGCUAGGGUUAACCCUUUUGUUUUAUAAACAUAGCACUUUCAGAGAAACUGCUAUGUUUACACUGAUUAAUCCAGCCUCUAGUGGCUGUCUCAUUGAAAAUCACAGUGAGAAGACGCCAGCAUCCAUAGGAAAGCAUUGUAAAUGCUUUCCUAUGAACUAGCUGAAUGCACGCGCGGCUCCUGACGCGCAUGCGCAUUCAGCCUAUGACGUCGCUAGGGAGGAGGAGGUGCUGGAGAAAGGUAAGAUUUUAACCCCUUCCUCUCCCCAGAGCCCGGCGGGAGGGGGACCCUGAGGGUGGGGGCACAAGUAUGUUUUCCUGGCACUAUAGUGGACCUUUAACCUUGAUUCAAAGCAGUCUUUCAGAAUAAUUAAUUGAUCUUUUAACUAUAUAUAUUCUUUCUGCAUACCUUUCUAUCACCUAAUGAAAUAUCUCAUUUUGUUGCAGACGUGCAGCCUUUGAUGAUUCUAAAAAAUGGGGUAUGCUGUUUCUGGUAAAUCAGCUUUUCAAGAUUUACUUCAAGGUAUGCUUUCAGAAGGCACAGUGGGUCUAUUUCUCUAUGGUAAUUGCUAAGUUUCCUCUCAACUAUUUUUUAUUUCUUUGCAUUGUUAACAGAUCAACAAACUUCACUUAUGCAAACCUUUAAUUCGAGCGAUCGACAGUUCCAAUUUUAGAGAUGAAUACACCAUGGCACAGCGGGUUACUUAUAAGUACUACGUUGGCCGCAAAGCUAUGUUUGACAGUGAUUUUAAGAAAGGUAUGUGAGUCAACGCCUAAAAAUGACAAGGUUAUACAUAUAUUAUUUUGCUGUAAUGUGUAUUUUAGUCUAAGGCUCUGUCAGAGUGUGUUUCCAUUUUGUGAUGUCUUCUGUGCAGUACUUUGUUUUAUAAAAGUCUGUAAGACACUGUUAACUAGGCUCAGGAUUGAGAUUCAGUUUAGUGCAUCAUACUACAUAGACAUGUACUACAACCAUCUAUACUGCAAGCCAUGGAUUGGUUUAUUUAUGCCAUUAAGUGACAAGGGUAGGACUGAGCCGCUGGUAUAUGAAGAUACUGUUACUCUAUGAGGUUAUUAGAAGUCUAUUUAGAUUCUGUUGAGUAUUUACUGUGUCAUAUUUUAUAUAAUUUUAUUUUUAUUUUCUCUCUCUAGCUGAGGAAUACCUCUCCUUUGCCUUUCUUAACUGCCAUCAAUUAAGUCAAAAGAAUAAAAGAAUGAUUCUGAUUUACUUAUUGCCAGUAAAAAUGCUGCUGGUACGUUAACAGAUAUAUCAUGGUUAAUUUAGAACUAUUUUAUUAUCAAUUGCUUAUUUUCCAUUUUGUUUGGAAUAUCAAAAUAGUCAGUCUAAGGACCAAACCAAGAGCACCACAUUGCUUUUGGUGUUUGUAUCUUAUUGAUUAUUCUCCUUCUCACCGUUGCCAUGUGCCUUUAUUCAUAUUUAUAUGGUCUUUUUUGCACUGGAUCUCAGUUCUCCUUUGCCCCUGAUGUCUCUAUUUUGCUAUUCUGUUGGACUCCUUUGACUGAAGAAUUGUGAGUAAAUUAGCUUAACUGAAAUUGAACUUUGCUCAAGGACCGCAUACGGGAUCUGUGUAUUAAAGCCAGGCAGUGCAUGGCUUUAAUGCCCAGGGACGCCAUAGACUGUCAUGACAUAAGGUUUCCAGCGGGGUUAAAUCCCUCUUAGUACCAAGGAGCCCCAGAUAUCAAUUGAUACCUGAAGCUCCUCUAUAUCUGUUUUAGUGGCCCCAGAUUAGUAGAUGAAUUGUGUACAGUGCUUAAAGUGAGUGCUGCACACAGACCUUUGAAUCAAUGUGAAAAACGUGAUUGUUCAGUUGUGAUUAUCUCAGAAUCCUGGAAUAUUUCUGAUCUUGCUCCACACAAAGGGAGACCCAUGGUUCCUGAAAAGAACAUGCCGACAGUGGUGGGCUGUGCCUGCUGUCCAGCAACAAUCACUGUGUGUUUGGCAGGGACAACAUUGAGAAUCUUCAGCAGGAGAGGGAAAUAUCCCUCUCAUGCUGUGAAUUCAUUGUGCAGCAUCUCUGUAAUUUGGAAAAUCUCUCUGCUGAUGCCAGUGCUGACAUCAGCAGAGGGAAACCCUCUGAGGUAGGGUUAGAGUUAGGUUAGGGUUGCAUUAAAUUUUGUGUUAGGAGUAUGGUUAGGGGUUUGUGUUAGGUUUGAAAAUCGUGCCAAUGCUUGUCGCUGUUCAAGUAUGUUGACACAGAUUGUGUCACUUUACCAAAUUGCCUCCCUAGUAAAUAUGCAAAGAUUCAUGUAAAGUUAGGACUUGUCGGUUAUUCUACCCUACAAGUCCUUUAAACACCUGUAAAAAAAGUAUACAUGUGGCAGAUCUACUUUCUACAAAUAUAUGCUAUGCCAUGCCAGCAUGCCAAAUUCUGCAAAGUAUUAUCUUUAACCCCUUAAGGACCAAACUUCUGAAAUAAAAGGGAAUCAUGACAUGUCAGACAUGUCAUGUGUCCUUAAGGGGUUAAAGCCAUUAUUCACUUUAUAAAAUAUUUUGUUCUAUAACUUCUAAAACUGUAUCGAAAUCCUAGACAUAUUGUGCAUUAAACGGUCAGGACUAAUUAGUGCGUCUACUUUAAAUUAUUUUCCUUUUGCUGCACUUGUUGUGUAGAAAACAUGUUGUUGGAUUUUUCUCUAUUUAAAAAAAAAAAAAUUUUUUUUUUUUUUUUUAUUAUUAUUUAAAGGAACACUAUAGGGUCAGGAACACAAACAUGUAUUCCUGACCCUAUAGUGUUAAAACCACCAUUUAGGUGACUUGCCCCCCUUAAAAAGUUAGAAAACUUACCUUACUUCAAGGGCCGCGCGGGUCCACUGUGCAGGCUCUGCCCUGAUCCGCUUCUUGUUGACACCAUCAGAAUUUAGGAUUUCAGCCUAUCCAAUGCUUUCCCGUAAGGAAAGCUUUGGUUUGGUUGAAAUAUGACACGGUGACAGGGGUGGGUCCUAAUGCCGACUUGGCCAAUCAGCACGUCCUCAUAGAAUUUAAUUGAAUAAAUGCAUCUCUAUGAGGAAAGUUCAGUGUCUCCAUGCAGAGUACAGCACAGCCUCAGGAAGCUCCCCCAUUGUCCAUCUGAGGAGUGGCCACUGGAGGUGUCCAUAAGGGGCAAUGUAAACAUUUUUCUUUUCUCUGGAAAGGCAGUGUUUACAUGAAAAUGCUGGCAGGGAAUGAUUAUACUUACCAGAACAACUACAUUAAGCUGUGCUGACUAUAGUGUCCCUUUAAGGUUGUAUUGUGAUUAUAAAACAAUUCAACUCUAAAUUGGCCACUUUAAUUAGACCAGCAGAUGAGACAGUGGCUUAAUCAGUAAUCUGUCGAGCCAUGUUUUACCACCAAAAUAGGUCAUUCUCGCUACCUUGUAGCUGCAGUACCCAAGCACAUAUUCUUGUGCAUGCCUUGUCAUUGAAAAAAUAAUGUAUCCCUCUUUUUCUUUCUUUCAUAUUCAUUUUUAUCAGGGAAGUAGUCCAUGGUGUUUGCAUUUUGAUUUAUUUUGUCUCUCAGAACUUAAAUCUUAUAGCUUAACCUGUCCAUCCACAGGGUCACAUGCCAUCUCUUCAGCUUUUGAAAAAGUAUGACCUGAUGCAAUUUGCAGAAGUUACAAAGUCUGUCAGGUAUUUCUAAUUCAAUAUCUAUUUGAAAAUAAUGAACUAUGUUCGAGAUAAUAAAUUCCACAGUCCCAGAACUGUGAUUUGCUUAAUGUAUAGCUUAGUGAAUUUCCACACAUAACAUUUUCUUAAUUUUUUAAAAUCAGGAUGUAAUGACAAUCCACUUACAAGGGUUGAGAGACUCCGCAAGUGAAUGUCAGUUGUGGAUAAUCUCAAAAAAGGAUAUUUACAAAUGUACAAAUUGUAUAAGUAUACGUAUCUAACCCAUAGAAUAAACCAAGUAAGUGGGUUAAUCUCAUAAGAGCAGACAUUAGGCUGUUAGUGUAGGACCUGCCAAAGAUGGGGUACAUUGACGUUGUGGCAGGCUUAUGCAAUGUAUGAUCAUAUAAUGUAACUAAACCCCCAUUAUUUUUGCCUAGAUUAGGUGGUUUAAAAAAAAUAAAAAUAAAAAUAAAAUCUUUCAACAUUGAAGUUGCUGUUUAGUGGAUAGGUGAGUGCUCUGGAUCUUGUGUAUUGUAUUAUUUGGCCCCCAGCAGCACCCCCAUUUAUGCAUGUUCAGGUGAGUGUAGCCAACCCCCUCUUGUUUCAUAUAUAUAUAGCAGUCUAUUACUGAUCUGUGUGAUUUAGACUUUUCUACUCAUAUGCGUACAAAGAUCCUAUUUUCAGCUAUAGACCUAAUUGAUUAAAGUCUGAAACUCUGUUAUGUAGAAAGCAUUAUAAUCUGAGUAACUUGAGGUUUAGCCCCUUGGCUUCUGUAAUACUUAUUUUUGACCUUUCACUUCUUGGUUUAUUCUAUGGGUUAGAUACGUAUACUUAUAGAAUUUGUAAAUAUCCUUUUUUGAGAUUAUCCCCAGCUGACAUUCACUUGUGCAGUCUCUCCAUCCUUGCAAGUGGAUUGUCAUUACAUCCUUAUAUAUCUAACAGGGGUUAAGCCCCAAGACACCACUGGAGUGUCUGUCCGGUGUUGCAGUCUUUAAGCUGGGAGGCCAGUUUUUAUGAACCUCCAUAGCCUAGUUACUGCUCUCACUUUAAUUUUUUUAAAGCUUCAUAUGCCCAAAGCUCAGAUGUGGCUCGUAAGAAUAAUAGGUUAUUGGUUUGUGUCACCAAAUAAGUAAUCUUUGGGAUUGUGUGCUUUCUGUCUCUUGCAGUGAAGGCAAUCUUCUCUUACUGACAGAGACUUUGGCCAAACAAGAGACAUUCUUCAUUCGGUGCGGCAUCUCUUUGAUUCUGGAGAAACUUAAAAUCAUCACAUACAGGAAUCUUUUUAAGAAAGUGUAAGUUAAGAACGUAUGCAUGGUAAACAAAUACCAUGAGGUGGGUUGUAGAACUAACUGGUUCAAGGUCAAAUUUUUCAUCCUUAUUUUACAACAGUAGGUAGGACCUAAUGUCAUGAACAGUGACCAGUGUCUUGCAUUAAUUAGGUGAGCCUCUAUAUAUUUUACCUCCAACCACAAUGGGAUAGGCGAUGUAAGUAAACUUAAACAUGAUUUUAAUGUACAUGGAAAAAUAAUCAAACGGAGAUAAAAGCAUGGGAGCAAAAUAAGGCUGAAAAGUAGAUACAGUUAAACAGAGAUAUGUAAACAUUUCUAGAUAUGAAAACGUGGUUGAAUGAAGGAGUGUUGUGUGAAAAUAAAUAGUGCUUGAAUGGUUUAAUUAGAGAAGAAAUUUCAAUGGAAAAGGAAAUACUAGAGAAGCAGUAGGAUUGGACGCAUAGUGGGUAUGAGGGAAAAAUGUAAAGUGAAUAAGACUAACCCUAGCUAAACUAAAGUUAUGUGUAAAGGCAAGAAGAUUGGAUCAGUAUUUUACCUAGUGCAAGUUAACAGUGCUUUAACCUCAUUUGAACUUGGAAUAAACAAACAUCGAGCCGAUUGGGAGUACUUAACAAGUAACUUAAAAUGUACACUUAUAUACAGUGAUUUGAUUAGCGAGUAUACUUAGCAUUAUAUUGUAUGCUUUACAGGUAUUUGCUACUGAAAACCCACCAACUUUCCCUAGAUGCAUUUUUGAUUGCCCUAAAAUUUAUGAAGGUGGAAGACGUGGAUCUUGACGAAGUGCAGUGUAUUAUAGCUAAUCUAAUUUAUAUGGUAUGUAACUAUAUCUUAUUUUAUUCUCUGGUGUUUACAUGGUUUUCGCUAUGUUAAUAUUGCUGUUGAUGUUGCACACUCUUACUUACCUUCCCAGCAGUUCCCUUCAGCUCGCGAUGUUUAACUCUUGCAAGUCCUACGGCCGUCAGAGCGUUGCCACGGGUUUCCAUAGCAACGCUUCGCGCGGCACACAGGCCACAAGAGUCAGACAGAGGAGCUAAAGGGACCUGCUGGUAAGGUAAGUAAGAGAGUUGCUGGGCCCCCCAGGUAAUGCCAUAGCCCCCCUCCCUGGCCAGGUAAGAAACAGGGAAAUAUUUAAAAUGUCCCUGCCCCCCACCCCAUUUUACACACAUUAAAUACCUACACAUACACACUCUGCAUUCAUUAUAUACACACUCUGCAUUCAUUAUAUACACACUCUGCAUUCAUUAUAUACACACUCUACACCAGGGGUAGUCAACCUUUUAAUACGUACCGCCCACUUUUGUAUCUUUGUUGAUGGUAAAAUUUCCUUGCCGCCCACCAGUACCGCGGUAACUAAUUUUAUUGCGCAAGUGUGAUUUAUUUUUUUAUUAUUAUUUAUUAUUUUUUUGAAAGGAGCGGUUUUUAUUUAAAAUAUGUACUUAAAUGUAUCUAUUUUUUUCCUUUUUUCUAUUUUCUAUUCUACUUUUUUUUUCUAUGUGUGUCUGUGAGGUGCUGUGUGUGUGUAGGGUGCUGUGCAUGUGUGAAGGGGCAGAGUGUGGCUGUGGGAGGGCAGUGUGUGUGUUUAGGGGGCUGUGUAUGUGAUGGCUGUAGUGUGUCUGAGAGGUGUAGUGUGUGUUUGUGUGUGUGUAGGUUGAUGAGAGGUGAAAACCUAUCUUAAUAUCUCCCCCUUCCUUCUUCUUACCUUUUACCAGGUAGUGGGGACAUAAUGCUGCCAUCCCUGGUGGUCCAGUGGUGGCAUGUUCACUAUAGCCUGCAGCUCCUCCGGCUGCAGGCUGAUUCUCCUGUGCUCCCGCAAGCACAGCAUUGUAUCGGAGGGUUGCCAGGGUAACGCACGGCACAGCUGUGACCAGCCUGCUCAUGGGAGGAACACAGAUCUUCCCUACUGGCCUUGGUUUGCGGCCAUCGAGGCCCACUGGGCUUUUUCUGCAGAACCCACCACCACCCACCUGAAAUCCCAAACUGCCCACCAGUGGGCGGUACGGACCAGGUUGACUACCCCUGCACUACAUAAACACACUGCAUUCACUAUACACACACAUACUACACACUGCAUUCACUAUACACACAGUAUACACACUCUGCAUUCAUUAUACACACACACUACACAAACACUGCAUUCACUAUUCACACACACUACGCAAACACACACUCUGCAUUCAUAAUACACGCACUACACAAACACACUGCAUUCACUAUACACACACACUACACAAACACACACACUGCACCCACUACACAAACAUACACUGCAUCCACUACACACACAACAUAACAAAUUCUGACCAGCAUGUAUAUUUGUGCAUUAACCUCAAUAAAAAAAAAAUAAUUGCAAAAAAAUAAAUAAUAAACAUGUUCAGUUAACAACAGAUUUGUGUAGAAAUAGUUUAUUUUUUCAAAAUGGUAAAUGUACAGAAUAUCGGUAUCUGUAAAUUAUCGGCUAUUGCCCUGAAAGUUCACCGAUUAUCGGUAUCGGCUCUAAAAAAUCAAUAUCGAUCGAUCCCUUGUUCAAACGAUGUUCUGCUCACUUAAAGGGAAUGACUGCUGCAGGUACUGCACCAUGCAAAAGGAAAGAAAAACGAUUUGCUUGCUGCCUGGUGUGUUUCUGCAAAAAGUCUUUCAUUUUGGAUUAGUGUAGAUAUAGUGUGGAAGAUUCUGGUUGAGUUUAACUACCUUUUUGGUGAUGUAUAUCGUCAUUUUACACUGUUCCCAUAGUUACCCAUACUUUAUUAUUUCAUUUAUACUGCUUUCAUUGGGGGGAAAAAUAUGAAUCUUUAUUUUUUUAUUUUUUUAUAAAGAACUCCACCCCCCGUUACAUUUGAAUAGAUUUAAAAUUUAGGUAUAAAGGUUGAAUAUUUGCUUUUUCAGUAUAUUUAAGUGCUUUAUUAUUAUUUUAUUUUUUAUAUAGGCUUUGAUUCAGUAAGCUUUCCAAAUGAUUCAACACUAUUAGAAAAACUUCCAAAUGGCUUAUCUGCAGAAAUCCACAUACACUUUAAUCGUGACUUUUGUAGAUUUUUUUUUGUAGAUCACUUGAAAACUUUUCUAACAGUAUUAAAUCAUUUGGAAGGUUUAUUAAGUGAAGGCCUAAGUUAGAUACAGGUUAUGCUAAAAUGUUUAAACUCUCUGCAGUUUGUUUUAUUUUCGAAUACACAGCCUGUCAAAGUAUUAAAAUUUGUUAAAAUUGCUGUAAUAAAUACAAUGUGCGCAUAUGCCACUUCUCACAUAGAUGCCCAAGCUCACAAACAUGCCCAUCAUCAUCGACCUAAAACUUGCCACAACGUGGAAAUGCAAUGGAAGUAAUUAAGUUGGCUUUUUAAAAAUGAAUUUACUGGGAGGGAACCGUCGCGUUUGUAGAAUGGUCCGUUCCGUUUCAAGCACCAUAACAACUGCAGCAUACUUUGUGUCAGAGAGGCAGCCACUAUAAACAAAGAGAUUUUUUUUUAUUAUUUUUUUUUUUUUAUAAUAACCCAUUUGAUAUGAUUGAUUUUUUUUAUUUUUAGUUUUUUGCAUGUAGUUUUAAAUAUCUAUUGAACUUUAAAAUUUAGGAUGGUGGUGGUGUAGGAGGUGUAAUAGCAAUGGAAGUUCUUAUGGAAGUAUUUUAAUAUAUGAACAAUUGUUUUCCAUUUUUUAGGGUCACAUUAAAGGGUACAUAUCUCAUCAACAUCAAAAACUUGUGGUCAGCAAACAGAACCCUUUCCCACCGUUAUCGACAGUCUGCUAGUUGAUGAUGUGUAUUUGUUCAGUGAUGGAAUUUUCUACUACACAACCUUUCAGCAGUUUGAACCAGCUCACAAAUAAGCAUCAUUUGUCAAUCUUUUGGAUGUGUGUUAAAUAAAGUUAUUUUUUUUUAUUAUACACUUGGAUGUAUUUUUAUGUUAUGUUGAGCAUUGCCAAACUUUCACUAUGAUUCAUUCAGUUUCACUAUGAUGAAUUAAAUGUGACUUAAUUAUUCUGGGAUAAGAUCACUAAACACACCAAGUAAAAUGUUGCAUUGAUUUUGGUUACAGUGAUUUGAAAUGUAAUAUGUAUUUUUAGUGUGCGUAACUCUCUUAAAGUAUAUUUUAAAAGAGGAAGAUACGAGGAAACAAUAGGAGAAAAGUAAGUUUGGGGUGACAGAGCCAGUUUAAGUAAUAAAAUACAGCUUUUAAAUGUAUCACAUUCAGGACUAAGCACCGGUAUCCCCUUAAGAGCCAACGGCUGAACAAGCCCAAGAAUCUGGUCAAUUAGAUCCUAUAUUAAGAUGUCAUUUUGUAACAGCUGGCCACAAAGCUUCUAAUACUUAAUAAGUAGGGCAUUACUUGUCACAGAUGGCAAGCUGUAUGGACUGUAAGAAAUAGUAUUUUUUUAUUAAAGGAUUGAAUGAAUAAUGAUAAAUCAUAUUUAUUUUUUAUCUGCCAGAGAUUUAAAGGAACACUAUAGUCACCAGUACCAUUGCAGCUUAAUGUAGCUUAGUACCCUGUCCCUGCAGGAUUUUCAGUGUAAACACUGCCUUUUACAUUGCUGCCCAGGAACACCUCUGGUGGCAGUAACCCAGAUGGUCACUAGAGGUGCUUAAUUGAUUCAAUGUAUCUCAAUGGGGAGAUGCUGUUUAGCGCAGGGUUGAAUUUUGCCACACAUGUGCAAGAAAGCCUCCUAAGGCUUUCUUAUGGGAAAGCAUUGGAUUAGAUUAAAUCAGCAAGAUUGAUCUUCUCAGCCACAGAGGUGGGCCAGCCACAGUAAGACUGGUGCAGCGUGGGAGAAAAGAUAUGUUUAAAACCUUUUCAAAUCUGAGGGGGGCUGUGUAGAUAAAUAGUUAAACACUAUAGUGUAAGGAUAUUACAUGCUUGUAUUCCUGACACUAUAUUGUUCCUGUCCUUUAUAGAAAGCUGCAAUAAAUAAAGUGAGUUUGCUACAUAAUUUGCACUCAACAAUGACACCAGUUUUAGUGUUACAGCUGAAAUAGGAAAUAAAAUACAGCAUUCCAUAAACUAGCACUCCAAUUAAAUAUUAGAAUAAGAAUUGGCAAAUGUUUUACAAGCUUGAAUGCCUAUGUACAUAUUAUAACAUUAAUAAAGCCUCCUUAUGAGAGCUGGAGGAAUAAUACAUUUUCAGUCAUUCUUGUUUACCAUUAAAAUUGAACAAUUCAUGGCUUACUUGUGAAUAAGUGUUUACAUUACAAUUGUAUUUAUGGCAACAGAAAACAAACUGUAAAUAAUUGUUUAUUGAAAUGACAUUUGUUGUAUACUGUAUAUAAAAAAUGUAGAGUGCUCUUACAAAACCAUCUUUAUUAACCAUAAAAGAAUACAGUUUUAUUCCAUUUUUUUAACAUACUAUUUACUACAUUUCAUUGUUGCCUUCCCAGUUAUAAAUCAUUUCCAGUGUGUAUAUUUGUAUAAAUAUAUAUGUAUGAAUAUAUAUAUAUAUUUUUUUUUUUUCAUGUAUUAAUUGUAUUUAUAUAUACCAUGGUGUGUGUGUAUGUAUAGCAAAAUCCAAAUAGGUUAUGGUGGGGAAAAAUUGUGAUUGAAAACCCCUUCCACCUGAAGUCUGUGGAUAAUUAAUACAAUGUUAAACAAAAAUCUGCACACCAGUCAAGCCAUAAGACUUGCUCUUCCCACAGAAAUCCCAUAACUGCAGUGAUGUUACAACCGCAAAGGAUUCUGGAUGGACAUAUGCAAAUUAGUUUAACAAAGAAUCACAUUUUUGCCUCAUUCCAUUUUAAACAUGGAUUCAUUUUAAUCUGUGUUUGCUGUAUACAACAGCUUGAAACACAAUAUAGGAAAAGAUGCAAAACCAGUGAACCACUCAUGGACAGCUGUUUCGUUGUUAAUGCAACUCUUUAGCAUGAGGUUGGUUACUGAUUUCUGUGGGAAAAGCAAGUCUUAUGGCUUGAAUGGUGUGCAGAUUUUUGUUUAACAUUGUAUUAAUUAUAUAUAUAUUGCAAUACAUUUAAUGAUAAAUACACGUGAUAACGUAAAGCAUUUACAUUGAGCAGAGUCUCAAUAAGUAUAGGCUCAGGUCACACUAGCAUGUGUGUACUUUGGUGACACUGUCCCUCUUCCAAUUGAUGAUCUUGCAGAGGAGAUAUAAAUCGAGGGAAAAAAGAAAACUCCUAGUGCAGACUGAAAAAUUCAAGUGAAAAUAUGUGACCUAAAAAUCCCAGACUGCUCACCUGGUAUAAAGCCCUUGUAAUAGAGUAUUUGUGCCUAUAAAGGGGGUCACAAGCCCUUCAUACCAGUGUAUAUAUCGUUAAAUUUAUUGCACUAUAUUGUUUUUCCUUUUAUAGGAAGAACUUUCUUCCCCCCCCCCCCUCUUUUAGGGGUAAGUGUGUAUCUUAGCGCUCCACCAUACUCACUUGUGUGGGUUGUGUGACCACUCAAUUAGUGUAUCCUUUUUGCAUGUUAUUUUGUGUUAAGGAUGGGGAAACACAGGUGGUAGCAGCUUGAUCUAAUUUUGUCACUACACUUAUUCAAGCGCCUGUUUUUUCCCGAGAAUUUUCACAAAAUAAAUGUUUGUCACACUAUAAUAUACUGAUACUUUCACUGAGAAUGUCAUUCAGCCACAUAAUAUAUCUGGAGAUUUUGGUGAAUGAAAACACAUUUUGGGACAAGGUUGUUACAUUACCACCUCGCAUGAUCCCUGUUAGGAACCAUGUACCUCUGUACUUAGCAGCAGCAUAGCCACCACCAACAAUCUCAGAGUCAAUUGCGUUGGAUGAAAUGCUGCAAAACAUUCUAUUAGUUUGGGUCAUGUUAAGUGCAGAUUCACAGGUUUCUUUGUUAGUUUGUGUUGCAGGAAACUUAAAAGAAACCAGGCCAGAAAAAUCAUCAUCCGGGAAAUUAAAGACGCUAUGUAUACCAGAUUUACUUGGUAACAACACAUUCUCCGCAAAGUCCUUUUGAGGAAGACAAAUGGGGAGGACAUGCUUGUUGUAUUUAAUAUUUACUUGUAGUUUAAGGAGAGCUAGGUCAUUAUCUCCCGUCUUUUUCUCGUAACGCAAAUGUACUUGAUGAUCCAUCACAUUAAUGAUCUGUUUUCCUUUUUCAAAUGGUCCAAUCCCUGCACCUGUUAGAAAAGUAUUUUUAGAUAAAAAUAAAGUAUAUGAAUGCAAACCAAGCUUUUUU
This is a messenger RNA of Pelobates cultripes (western spadefoot toad), 23930 nucleotides long. The record is from the annotation of a GenBank genome assembly. NCBI's taxonomy places the organism in Eukaryota, Metazoa, Chordata, Amphibia, Anura, Pelobatidae.